AUGUUAAAGCACAAAGCAAAUUGUCCAGCUCAGCUCACAAUUAGUGAUGUUGUUAUUAUGUGCCAUUCGAAACGGUCAGCCAGCCUUUCCUCAUUGACAUCACUGAAAGAGAAACGCAACAAGAUCGUUGAAUUAUAUGUUGCUGGCGACGCGCUUUUUCCAAUAUAUUAUCAGCUACAAGGCGUAGGUACCCGAGAAGCUGCGUUUGGCAGGAUCAAAUCCAUCGUUAAUGCUGCAGAUGCCUUGUACAACAGUGUUGGCAUAUAUUUAGUUCUUGUCGGUUCAGAAGUUUGGGAUUCACAACAGUUUACCGUAUAUUCCAACAUAUCACUAACUUUAGAAAAUUGGUACAAAUACAAAGCAGACUAUCUCAACGGCAACGUUACAAGCCACGACAAUGCAGCCUUAAUUUCGUUAGUUUUUUUUUAUAGUGGCAUUCAAUUUGGUGAAAAUUUACGAAUGAAAUGGCUAAUUUCAAAAAAUAGUGGAGAAAAAUUUGAUUUGGAUAUUGUUGGACUGGCCACCUUGGGCUCGAUGUGUGAUUCUCUUAACUCAGGAGCGGUGAUUGAGGUAUAA
Messenger RNA from Helobdella robusta, 576 nucleotides. RefSeq lists its product as hypothetical. The transcript is spliced from 4 exons. Bases 1 to 576 code for a protein of 191 amino acids. Gene Ontology annotation, biological process: membrane protein ectodomain proteolysis. NCBI's taxonomy places the organism in Eukaryota, Metazoa, Annelida, Clitellata, Rhynchobdellida, Glossiphoniidae. The record is from RefSeq and is a predicted model, not a curated record. Gene Ontology annotation, molecular function: metalloendopeptidase activity.